CCCCACUCCUUUUAUUUUUUUCUGAUAUAAAAGAGAGUAGGUAUUGUUGCAUUUGUUGCAGCCACUGUUGAAAUGGUCGUUUAUGCUAAUAAGCUUACGCCAAUUCCAUCUGCUCUCAUCCCAAAGGUCUAAGAUAUUUCCAAGUUUUCAGUUCUUUUGCUUAUUUCAUUUCAGAGAUGUCAAGCUUGGGCGGCAACAGUGGUGGCAGGAACAUGGGUGCACCCUUUUUCCAUGAGUUCAAGAAACAGGCUUCUUUCUUCUUCAAGGAGAAGAUCAAGACUGCUAGAUUGGCUCUUACGGAUGUUACACCUGCACAACUGUUGACGGAGGAGGUCACUGGUGGGAAUCCUUGGUCUGCGGACACGAGAACCAUGGGCUUGAUAUCGAGGGCGGCCUUUGAAGUGGAUGAUUAUGGGAGAAUUGUGGAGAUUCUGCACAACAGAUUGUUGAGAUUUGAUAGGAAGAAUUGGAGGGCCUCUUACAAUUCUCUGAUCCUCCUUGAGCACCUGCUGACUCAUGGGCCAGAGAGUGUUGCAGGCGAGUUUCAGAGUGAGAAAGGUGUCAUUGAGGAGAUGGGAAGCUUUCAGUACAUAGAUGAGAAAGGAUUCAACUGGGGCCUGACUGUUAGGAAGAAAUCUGAGAGGGUAUUGAAGUUGCUCCAGAAAGGGCAUCUUCUCAAGGAAGAAAGGGACCGAGCUAGAAAGCUAACGAGAGGGAUUCAAGGCUUCGGGAGCUUCACCCAUAAGUCUUCCUCAGCGCAAGGAAUUUUGCGUGAAUCAUCCUUCCAUGGAAGGUGUACUUCACAUUUAAGUGAUGAUGAAAAUCAGUUAACCAGUGAUGAAGGCUCAACCAGAAGAGGGGUUGGAAAAUCACAGCAAACACAAGAAGAUAAUGCCAUACUGGCUGUUGGCGAGAAAGCUGAGAAUUCUAACACCUGGGGUAGUUUUAGUAAUGGAGAUGUACUCAAGAAAUGCGAAAACCAAACUAGUUUCAAAGAGAACAUGGUACCUGUAGUGAGAGACCUACAUGAAUGGAGUUGCACAGGGGAGUCUAAGCCUCUUUUGGAUGGUAACAGAAAUGAGCCAAGGACAGCAAUUUCUGUGGAUGAAGAUCACCCCUUCAAUCACGCUGAGAAUCAAACCACAGCAUCACUGCUUUCAACCAGAAAUGAAAUCCUGCAGGGUUGCUGAGGAACUAGAUUAUGGUAUAUACAAGUGAAGUCUGCAAGCCUCUUCAUCAUACAUAGAAGAGCCAAGGUUCUGUUUUGCCUGUGGUCCUAUGUGGGCUUUGAAGGAUACAUUCUAUAGAGAAGAAUGGCAUUGAAAGCUUGCAGGGAUGUCGAGGAACUAGAUUAUAGCAUACAUGACUGAAGUUGUCUGCAAGCUACUUUACCAUAUGGACAAGCGUUCUGUGUUUCCUGCUAUGGUGUGUGUGUGGGCUUUAAUGUUAGAUUCUAGACAGAAGAAUAUCAAUGGUAGAGGUUCUGUUCCAUUUAUAUUUUAAAGGAACUUCUGACAUUGACUAUAACUAUUUUGAUUGACGAAAAAAAAGAUUAUGUUGAAAUAGAACAGAA
Vitis riparia (riverbank grape) is the source of this 1573-nucleotide messenger RNA. Its product is annotated as epsin-3. The record is from RefSeq and is a predicted model, not a curated record. NCBI's taxonomy places the organism in Eukaryota, Viridiplantae, Streptophyta, Magnoliopsida, Vitales, Vitaceae. Gene Ontology annotation, molecular function: phospholipid binding; clathrin binding. Gene Ontology annotation, biological process: endocytosis. Gene Ontology annotation, cellular component: clathrin vesicle coat; endosome; plasma membrane. Bases 177 to 1190 code for a protein of 337 amino acids. The transcript is spliced from 4 exons.